Messenger RNA from Panicum virgatum (switchgrass), 2319 nucleotides. Its product is annotated as protein FAR1-RELATED SEQUENCE 5-like. The coding region runs from base 1 to 2319 and encodes 772 amino acids. The transcript has 5 exons. The record is from RefSeq and is a predicted model, not a curated record. Lineage: Eukaryota; Viridiplantae; Streptophyta; Magnoliopsida; Poales; Poaceae. Gene Ontology annotation, biological process: regulation of DNA-templated transcription.
AUGGCAAAGGCCAGUAUCUCUAUUCCCAUCAUUUGCUUCAAUCAAAUUCAGAAGAGAAUGAAAGAAAGACAAGAAGAACUGAAGAAGAAAGUAUCACAGGUUGCUAAGCAAUGUAAGGAAAAACAAAUUUCACUUACAGAGAGAGUGAAUGUAGCUUAUGGAGAAUUAUCAGAACAAAACCAGGGUUCUGGAAUGCAAGAACAAAAUGACUUAGAGGCAAACCUGAUGCAUAAAUUUGCAGAGAAGCAGUUGGUCAAUGAAGUAAGGAUUUGUGGCAGGCAAGAUAUUCAAGAUACUGCAAAAAUGUUGAGAAUUGAUUCAUAUCAAGGUGAUUCAUAUCAAGGAAAUCUUGAUGAAGCAGUAGAAGACUUAGUGAUGAUUACAGGAAGUGAAGGUCAUGAAAUGACAAACAAUGCUGCACAAGUAGUACAUGAGGAUAAUGUGUCAGAUGAUGAAUCAAUAGUAGCUAAAAAUCAAGAGUAUAUAUUCCCAAGCCCAGAAGAAGUCGAAAAAUCUGCUGAACCUUCUGUUGGAAUGGUGUUUGAGAGCCUGACAGAAGCUCAAAGGUAUCUCAAUGUCCAUGGGCUCCUAAAUGGAUAUGCAAUCAGAAAGGGUACAAACUACUUGAAGAAGACAUACCAACUAGAAUGCAACAGAAGUGGAAAGCCAAAAGUUAUGGAGAAUGCACAAAGGAUAAGAAGAAGGAAUUACAUCCUGAAAACAGGUUGCAAGAUGAAGGUUAUAGUUAAACUGAUAAAUGGAAAAUGGAUUUUCACAAAAGUCGACAGUGAGCAUAAUCACAAUGUAGUGUCUUCUCCUUCCCUGACUAAGUUUUUCUUGAACCACAAAAGGAUGACAGAGGAUGAGAAAGCAUUCUCCAAGAUUUUGCAAGACGCAAGAAUUAAGCCUAUAAAAAUCAUGUCAAUAUUCAGAGAAUUGAAGGAGAGUUUCAAAAAUGUAUUCUUCAAUGCAAAGAACUUGGACAAUCUGAAGCAAAAGGAGCGCAUCAAAACAAGAAAUUCAGACAUUGAAACAACAGUAAAUUAUUUAAAGAAAGUACAGAAUGAAAACCCAAGUUUUUACUAUACUAUGAGAAUGGAUGAAGAAAACAUAGUGAGAAGCAUAUUUUGGACAGAUGCUAGAGGAAGAAUGGAUUAUGACUUGUAUGGAGAUUUCAUAUCGUUUGAUACAACUUUCAAUACAAACAUGUAUAACAUGCCUUUUGCACCAAUAGUGGGGAUAAAUGGACAUGGGAAGAAUGUGAUAUUUGGAUGUGCUCUAAUUGAAGAUCAAACUACUGAAACUUUUGAAUGGGUGUUUAGAACUUUUGUUGAGACUAUGAGUGGCAAGAAACCCAAGAUAAUAAUGACAGACCAAGAUGCAGCAAUGAAAAAAGCAAUUGCAAAUUAUAUGCCAGAUGUCAUUCAUAGGCUUUGCAUCUGGCACAUAAUGAAAAAUCUGCAUGAGAAAUGUGGAUGCUUCAUGAGCCAAAAGCACAGAGAAGGGAUGGAGAAAAGGCUAAAUGAACUAGUUUAUGAUUCACUCCAUGUAGCAGAAUUUGAAUCUGGAUGGCAAACAAUGCUACAAGAUUAUGAUGCAGAAAAAAAUGAGCACCUACAACUUAUGUACAGAUUGAGAAAGUUGUGGGUUCCAGUAUACUUCAAAGAUACAAUGUGUCCAUUCAUCCAUUCUACUUCAAGGAGUGAGAGCACAAACUCAUAUUUCAAGGAUUAUGUAAUUCCUAAAGAUACGAUAGAGAAUUUCAUGAGGCAGUUCGAAAUAAUACAAGAAGCAAGCAUUGUCAAGGAGGAUGAAAACAUGUUUACAAGUUUAGUAAAAGAACCAACAUAUUGCACACAUCAGUGCAUUGAAAGACAUGCAACAAAACUUUAUAAUAGAGACAUUUUUGUGAAAUUUCAAGAAGAACUGUUCAAUUCAAGCGCAUUCUCAGUGAAUGAGAUCAUAAAGGAUCACAAGUACACAAUUGUAAAGAAUUGUUUCUAUAAGAAUGCCGAGUUCUGGAAGGACAAGUUCAUCAUAGAAGUUGAUAGAAUAAAGCAAGAGUUCAAAUGUGAAUGUUGUAAGUUACAUAGGGAUGGUCUGAGCAAGGAAUUUCUUGAAGGGUUAGAAAGAUUUCAUGAGAAGAUGUUGAAAGAAAAAGAAGGUACACAUCAAGAAGUUGAAAAGCAGAAUGCUUUGAAGGAUCCACUGAUUGGUGAAGGCAAAUCAGUGCCGAAAGGAAAACGCAUGAAACAUCCUAUAGAACCAACUGUGGAGGAGAAGAAAAAAAAGGCAAAGGAAAAGGAACAAGGAAAGUAG